This is a messenger RNA of Aspergillus campestris IBT 28561, 822 nucleotides long. Its product is annotated as exonuclease. NCBI's taxonomy places the organism in Eukaryota, Fungi, Ascomycota, Eurotiomycetes, Eurotiales, Aspergillaceae. Gene Ontology annotation, biological process: nucleobase-containing compound metabolic process. The record is from RefSeq and is a predicted model, not a curated record. The coding region runs from base 1 to 822 and encodes 273 amino acids. Gene Ontology annotation, molecular function: nucleic acid binding; 3'-5' exonuclease activity. The transcript is spliced from 2 exons.
AUGUACAAGACACAGACAAAGUCCACACCAGACAAAGUGUCAUCCCAAGACCCAAGUCAAAUAGAAGACGAUGAAGUUGCCAAAAUCACCUUUUCCCUCCAGAGCACAACGAUUGACAGCUCUGUCGGGCCACAGCUUGUAUCGACAAGAGCCGGCAUCGUAGAGCUCGUCGGGGAAAUUGCGGAUUUACCGACGAGCCCACCCUCACUGUUUGUCGACCUCGAAGGCGUCAACCUGUCGCGUCAUGGAACCAUAUCCAUUCUCCAGAUUUACGCUGCGCCUCUUGACCGGACCUAUCUGGUCGACGUCCACAUACUCAAAGAAAAAGCGUUCUCACAGCCCGCGGGCAACGGCAUGACACUGAAAGACGUUUUGGAGUUAUCCUCAAUUCCAAAGGUCUUCUUCGACGUGCGCCAUGAUUCAGAUGCCCUGUUCGCCCAUUUCGGGGUCCGAUUGGCUGGUGUGCAAGAUCUUCAAUUGAUGGAAGUUGCAACUCGCCAAUGUCGGCGAAGGUUUUUAAGUGGUUUGGCGAAGUGUAUUGAAUUUGAGUCUAGCAUGACCCCGGAGCAGAAGGGAGGCAGCUACGAGGGAUUCAACACUCGACCACUUUCGAGCGAGAUCCUGCAGUAUUGCGCCCAGGAUGUGGGAUAUCUACCCGGGCUGUGGCGAAGGUAUGAUCAGAGGUUGACAGCAAUUCGGGACAGGAGGGCAGAGGUAGAGCAAGAAGUCGAACGUAGGAUCUCGGACUCCCAACAUGCGGCAUAUAAUGGGAACGGCCGUCAUAUGGCACGAGCCCCUCCAAGAUGGGCGUACCUAUCUUGA